Molecule: messenger RNA, 1755 nt
Organism: Penicillium manginii
Lineage: Eukaryota; Fungi; Ascomycota; Eurotiomycetes; Eurotiales; Aspergillaceae
Exons: 1
Coding region: 1-1755 (584 amino acids)
Source: RefSeq, a predicted model, not a curated record
AUGGCUGAAGAUAAUCCGCGCACCCCACAACAAGAGUCGCAUGUGGUGGACGAUACAAUACCCACAGAUGCGUUGUCUCCAAAAGUAACGGGGAAUUCGACUGCAUCGGGUUUCUCUCCAGUAGUGGAAGAUCUAGAGCCCAAGCCUGCAAGGCCUUCUUACGGCAGAUCAAUGGGCCAACCAGAUCCUCAAAAGCCACUUUCUGCAAACAAAGACGAAGAAAGCUGGGUUCCUGCCGAGAUGCGGGCACUAUAUUACUCCGCCGCCCCGGCCGUCCCGCCGGGUGUCGAUAGCUCCGAUGUUGACAUUCAAGAAGCGGCAAUGUCAACAUCGCACACAGGGCUAGUCCUCGACACGGAAUUCCCGACUCCACAGCCCUCGGCGAACCAGUACCUGCUCAAAGUUCAAACAGCAGCGUUCUGUCAAGACGAGCUGCGUCUUGCAUCGGAGUUGAAUCCAACAAAGACGACUCCGCAGAUCCCGCUCCAUAGUCUCUGUGGGACUGUUAUCAGUACCCCGGCACAGGAUCAUGGUCGGCCUUUUGGUCCGAGAUUUAAGAUUGGUGACGUGGUCUUCGGCGUCCUGAGUUACACACGGGAUGGAGGUGCGGCGGACUAUGUCGUUGCAACAGAACGCGAAUUGACUCUCAAGCCAAAGAGUAUCACUGCAACUGAGGCCGCAGCUUUGGCUUUACCGGCUUUGACGGCCUGGCAAGCUCUUUUUCGCUACGCGGGGCUUGAUCCCGACGACCCUCACAACUAUUGGAAGGGUGAUUCCAGUGGAAACAGUAGCGGAACUGGGAGUGGGAGCGGCCUUGGUCUUGGGGCGAAAAAGAGUGGAGCUAGCAGCGGCAAAGGGAGCGGCAGUGGCAGUGGCAGUGGGAGCAGUGGGCGCAGUGGACGCAGUAGCGGCAAAGGGUAUGGAUAUGGUUGGCGAAAGAAAAGCAUUGACUUUAUCAAUAUGCAUGCUUUGAACAGGAACAAAACCGAAUCCGGCAGUGGGCCCAUUGGGGAUAUUAGCAGGAGUUCUACAGAGGCAGGCGGAAGCGGAAGCGGAAGCAGUUCAAAUUGGCGGAAGAAGAGCAUUGAUUUUAUCCAAGGUCAUACGUUCAACAAUGGGAACGGUUUCAAAAAGAAGAAGGAUACAACUCUGCGUGUGCUGGUCACCAACGCGCGGGACAGUGAAGUCGGCCGCAUCGCCGUGCAGCUACUUCGAGCAGAUAGACUAUUUGCCCUUGACAUGCGGCCAUGGAUCUGUGUGACUUGCACCUCUGCUGAAGAAAGCAUCAUUCGGGAGGGCUGGGAUGUCGAUGAAGUCCUUGUCAUUCCACAUCUACCCACUCGAGAUGAAUGCAACAUUGGUGCUAUGUUUCGGGCCCGCCGAUUGCAGCCUGUGGACAUUGUUCUGGACUGCACCGGUGAUGAAGUCUUCCAAGAAGCACAUUCACCAGCUGUGGUUAAGGACCAUGGGUCUGUUUUGACAGCGGUGGAUCCACGGCCAGCAAAGCAGCAGGUCCCUGUGGAUGGUCAAGAUGCUCUUCGGCGAAAGAAGCGUGGAGUUCGAAGUCGGUUUGUUCCAGUAAAUCCCGAUGCUGCGGCGUUGGGACGCAUGGUGCAACUAGUUGAUGAUAAUACGGUUCGGGGUAACGAAGAACAGGUUAUUGAUCUUAUGCAUGCCAGCAAGCUUCUAGAAGGGAGGGCAUCCGCUUCUGCUGGGAGUCGACGGGGAGCGAUGAUGGUUGUGAGGGUUAAUUAA